UGUAUUUCAUGGAUAGAGACGGGGAAUAAGCCCUCCUUCUUUCUCUUUCUCUGCGCGCGUUCCUUUGAUUAUUGCUUUCAUCUGUGGGUACUGGAAGAAGAAAGAGAGAGUAAGAGCGAGAGAGAGCUAUGAACGAGAAGGCCUCCGUUUCCAAGGAGCUCAAUGAGAAGCAUGCAAAGAUAUUGGAGGGCCUUCUUAAGCUUCCUGAGAACAAAGAAUGUGCAGAUUGCCGCAGCAAGGCCCCGCGAUGGGCGAGUGUAAACCUGGGCAUAUUCAUAUGCCUGCGCUGUUCUGGCAUCCAUCGGAGCCUCGGAGUACACAUCUCAAAGGUAAGGUCCACAACUUUGGAUACAUGGCUGCCCGAGCAGAUCACCUUCAUGAAGACAAUUGGAAACAACAAGUCCAAUGAGUAUUGGGAAGCCCAACUCCCACCUGCAUACGACAGAAAUUCAAUCGAAACAUUUAUUCGAGACAAGUAUGUGUCGCGAAAAUGGGCUUCUAAAACAGCAAUCGAGCCAGCAGCUUCAGUCGGCGAAUGUAAAGCCGCGACGACAGUCACCUCCACAAGAGAUAUUCCAAGGAAAGCUCGAAAGUAUUCUUUGGAUGAAGGCUUUUUCACUAAUGAAAUCACCAAAACUGCUCCUCCUCCGACCAAAAACCGCGGGGCUUCUUUCGACUUGAAGAACGACUUCAUUCCACCUCCGCCGAGCAGCACUGCAGGUGAAGGCACAGCCAGUAAAACUUCUGAUGCUGGCACAGAUCUUUUCAGUUUGCUCUACGUGCCCGAAGAAAAACCGGACCGUGCUGUUGUCCCCCCGUCGCGCUGGGCUACCUUUGACGACUGACUGUAAUAAGUCAUCAUAAUCAGCUCAUGCCAUUGUUGCAGCUGGUUUGAUGGAUAGGAUACUGAAAUUUAAUUGAUUAACGUCGUCCUCAACCUAACCAUUGUAAUUAACUCACUACA
Molecule: messenger RNA, 964 nt
Organism: Andrographis paniculata
Lineage: Eukaryota; Viridiplantae; Streptophyta; Magnoliopsida; Lamiales; Acanthaceae
Product: probable ADP-ribosylation factor GTPase-activating protein AGD15
Exons: 7
Coding region: 129-845 (238 amino acids)
Molecular function (GO): GTPase activator activity
Source: RefSeq, a predicted model, not a curated record